AUGCAGGUUGAUGUUUUGCCAGUUGACAUCCCCGCUGUUAUGGAGAUUGUCUUUCUCCGCGUCAUCCUCGCAGAUGAGAGCGGUCUGCUACUGUGUGCAGCAUACAGACCACAGUGGCAAGGAAACGCUCCCCUAAACUACCUCUCUGAGCACCUCGAUGACAUCAUGGCUGCCCAUAACUGCCAACAUGUAGUUAUUGUAGGGGACCUCAACCAACACUUGGUGAUGAGAGCCUUCACAGACCUCACUGUAGUGCAGGGUCUCCACAACCAUGUCAACUUCCCAACACACCAGCGUGGAGGCUCCCUGGAUCCUGUGCUCUCUGAUCUGCCAGAGGCUUGUGUGAUGUGCCGCCCACUGGACCGUGUGGGUAGCUCUGAUCACUAUGCAGUGUUGUCCUCCAUCAAUCUCUCCGCUGCUAGAGAGGAACAACAACGAGUCAUCUGGUUAUGGGAGCGUGCUGACUGGGAGGCUAUGAAGCGGUCUCUGUCAGCGACUGAUUGGCACACCGUACUGACCGGAGACCCACACCACGAUACCAUCGCCUUUACCACCGUCCUUCUCUCCCUACAACAACAAUUUGUGCCACACAGGGUGUACACAACAAACCCUAAGGACCAACAAUGGUUUGGCUACCAAUGUAGAGUCGCUGCUGACAAUAAAUAUAGAGCGUGGCAACACUACAAGCGACAUCCCACGCAGGUCAAUAAAGCCCGGCACAGAAGAGCGUGCAAGAUAAUGGUAAAGACAGCAAAGUGGGCCAAGGCCAGAUGGGAGACGGAUAUCAAGAAAAAACUCUCCUCUAACCAGGUUGAUGCUAAGCAAUGGUGGAACCUGGUGAAGGAGAGACAAGGCAUCUCCCAUCAAGUGCGAAUCCCAGCCCUUACCAAACCUAACGGAGACCUGGCUGUCACCAGUCGUGAAAAGGCUGAUCUCCUUGCCGCAGAGUUCAGCCGGAAAAUGACAACUGGUGACCCCAACAGGCAGCCACCUGCCCUCCCCCGUCUUGGUACCUCAUCCCUUCAGAAUGUUGUCAUUACUGAAGAUGAUGUAGGAAGACUCCUGAGAGGAGUGAACACCAGGAAGGCACCAGGCCCUGACGGAUUAAGCCCACAUAUACUUAAAAACUGUGCGACUGAACUAACAGCCCCCCUCGCACUCAUCUUCCGGCAGUGCUGCAGACCGGGAGUGGCCAUCACUUUGGAAGGAGGCGAGAAUUACACCAGUGCACAAGAAGAGGUCAAGAGCAGAGCCAGGAAAUUACCGACCCAUCUCCCUCCUCUCAGUGGUGAGCAAGAUCUUUGA
Molecule: messenger RNA, 1305 nt
Organism: Portunus trituberculatus (swimming crab)
Lineage: Eukaryota; Metazoa; Arthropoda; Malacostraca; Decapoda; Portunidae
Exons: 1
Coding region: 1-1305 (434 amino acids)
Source: RefSeq, a predicted model, not a curated record